AUGUCGCCUGAUAUAGAUGAUGAACUUCAAUUUAAUUCGUACAAAUUUCAAGAUUCAAAUGAUUCUGUUAUUUUAAAUUUUCAUGCAAAAGGAGCUUUUGAACAAAAAGAUGUUGAGGUUCUUCCUGAUAGUGAUUCUCUUGAGGUUUCUACACCAGCUGGUGAAAAAUGGAAAUUCGAAUUAUAUGAACAUAUUUAUUCCGACAAAACCGAAAUUAAAACUGAGAUAAAUGAAAAUAGAACGCAAACAACAAUUAAUUUAUGUUUAUAUAAACAAGCACAUAAAAUGUGGCCACAACUUCAUAGUCUUCAAUCAACCCCAAUUAUACCAGAACGAAAUAAUCUAAAUAAAGAUAUGAACAAUCAAGAAAAACAUUCGUCUAUUGAACAGCAAGAGUCUUAUGAGUUAUCAAUAAAAAAACUAAAAACUGAAUUUAUUGAAUCAACGCCUAACACUGCUAUAUCAUAUAUUUAUAUAAACGAAGUUUAUAAUUGUCAAGUACAAUUUACUGAAACUAAUUUUACGGCUAAAUUUUGUACAAACGAUGAACAAUUUCUUCAACUUCAUUCAAUACCAUCCAAAAUGCCAAUUAGAUUAUUUGUUCGUGUUAAACAACGUGUUAAACCUGCUCAAUGUACCUUUGUAGUGACAUCAACAUAUAUUGAAAUUAAACUUAUGAAGGAAAAUGAUUGUGGUGUUAGAUGGAAUCAACUUGAACCAAAUGAAUAUUCUGAAUCUCGUUCAAUGAUACAUUCAUCAUCACUAUCAACACAUCCACUAUUGAUAACAAAUUCAAAUAUAAAUAGAAAUUCUCCCCGAUUAUCAUUUAAUGUAAAAGAUAUGACGCAUAUGCCAAGCAUAUCAUCACCACCAUUAAGUGGCUAUACUGGUAUACAUAAUCCAGCUAAUUCAUGUUUUAUGAAUGCUGCUGUACAAUGUUUAUCAAAUACACGUGAAUUACGAGAUUAUUUUCUACAAUUAUGUUAUUCUGUUGAAAUAAAUCGAGUAAAUCCACUUGGUAUGAAAGGUGCAAUGGCUGAAGAAUUUGGUAACAUAAUUAAAGAUUUAUGGGCAGGAAAAUAUAGCUAUAUAAUUGCAAAUCAAUUACGAGAUUAUGCAGCAAAAAGACAUCAAGAAUUUGUUGGUAAUGGACAACAUGAUGCACAAGAAUUAUUAACGAUUUUACUUGAUGCUAUUCAUGAAGAUCUUAAUCGAGUAAUUAAUAAACCGCUAGUACCACCAAUAGAAGAUGAAAAUCGACCUGAUGAGAUUGUUGCUGAUGAUUAUUGGCGUGGUUAUUUAAGUCGUAAUGAUUCUAUAAUUGUUCAAUUAUUUACUGGACAAUUUAAAUCAAAAACUAAAUGUCCACAAUGUCAUAAAGAAUCAGUUACAUUUGAUCCAUUUACAUCAAUAUCUGUACCAUUACCAAAACAUGUAUGUGUUGAUACAAUUGUUUCAUUUCGAAAUGAUGAAAAAUCACCAACUAAAUAUCGUGUUGUUAUGUCAUCAGAUGGUUCAGUUGCUGAAUUGAAACGUCGGUUAUCUAAUAAAUGUGGUUUACCAGUUGAUAAAGUUAUGUUAGCAUAUAAAAUUCAAAAUAAUCAUUCUAUAGAAUAUCUUAAAGAUGAAGAUCGAGUUACAGCAACUACUUAUUCAUGGAGUAAUUUUGAUAUGACUUAUAUAACUGAAACAUUAACAAGUGCUGAAUGUAAUAAUGAAAAAAUUAUUCACUUAACAUUUUUUCAACGUAUAUUUAAAUUACAUGAUUAUAUAUCAUCAUGCGGUUAUUGUCAAGCAUCACCAAAACCUGUUAGUUCACCGAUAUUUUGUAAACAUUGUUAUCAAGUAUCGUAUUGUGAUGAAGAAUGUCUAAAAUUUCAUGCAAUGGAACAUAAAGAGUUUUGUAAAUCUCGUUCAGCAGACAAUUAUGAAACUGUUGGUUUUCCAUUUAUUAUUUCAUUACCAGAAUCGAAAUUAACAUGUAAAAAUGUAUUUCAACAAAUAAGUAUUUAUGCUAAACGAAGUGUAGAUAUUCAUAUCGAACAUCCGAAACGAACUCGACGAUCAUUUGAUGAUUUUAAUCGAGAUUAUAGUGACUUUGAUGAUUAUGGAAAAGUUAUUGAUGAUGAUGAUGAUAAAGACAGCUUUAGUGAUAUCGAAGAGAUGGAUCCAUCAAUAAUAAAAAGUACACUUUCAUCAUCUGAUUCAUGGUCUAUAGUUCGUAUAGGUGAUUAUUUUGUUAAAGCAAAUAAAUAUAAACAACGUUCUAAUCAACAAAAUGAUGGAAAAGAAAAAAUACUUAAAAGUACAUCAACAAAUAAUAAUGAUAAUGAGGAACAAAAAAUGAUUACAAAUGUUGAAACUGUUAGCAGUGAUAGUAGUAUGGAAGAUUUUGAUAUGCUUGAUGAUAUAUAUGGUAGUCAACCACUAUUUCGUAUAAUGCCUCAAACAACAAGUAAUACAAUUAAUAAUUUUCAACCAAUUAUUGAAUGUGGUUCUGAUGGUGAUCGUAUUUUACAUUGUUAUACAACAUUUUCAAUUGAUUGGUUUACAGAUAAUACAUUCGAAGCAUCAUUACGUGUUACACCAUCAAGACAUCGUAGUGGAAUUAAAGAUCUUAUUGAAGAUGAUAGUGUUUUUAAUUCUUCUGCUGGAGAUCAAGAUGUAACACUUCAACAAUGUCUUCAAUUAUUUAUUGAACCUGAAGUAUUAGGUCCAGAUGAUAAAUGGUUUUGUCCACAUUGUAAAGAACAUAUUCAAGCUGAAAAAAAAAUGUCUGUUUGGCGUUUACCACCUAUAUUAAUUAUACAUCUUAAACGAUUUAAAUAUAAUCAUUGUUCAUCAUUUGGUUAUAUGUCUAGUUCAAGAGAAAAAAUUGACACAACAGUUAAAUUUCCAAUUCAUGAUCUCAAUAUGGCACCAUAUUGUUCAUCAAUAUCUGAAGAAAAUCAACAAUAUGAUGAUGCACCUCAAUCUCGUUAUGAUCUCUAUGGAAUUAUUAAUCAUCGUGGUUCGGCAUGGUUUGGACAUUAUACUUCUUAUGCAAGACUUUUAGCUUUUAAUGAUUCAGCAAAAACAGAAAUAGGUUGGCGUCAUUUUGAUGAUCAAUUUGUUUCAUCACUUGGAAAUGUUAAAGAUCUUGUUCGAUCUGAUGCUUAUGUUCUUUUCUAUCGUCAUCGUAAUUUAUCAAUUAAUUUUUCCUUACAAGAGCAAUUACAACGUGCUCUAUCAGAAUCCACAACUACGUGA
Molecule: messenger RNA, 3249 nt
Organism: Rotaria sp. Silwood2
Lineage: Eukaryota; Metazoa; Rotifera; Eurotatoria; Philodinida; Philodinidae
Source: the annotation of a GenBank genome assembly